Molecule: messenger RNA, 1189 nt
Organism: Procambarus clarkii (red swamp crayfish)
Lineage: Eukaryota; Metazoa; Arthropoda; Malacostraca; Decapoda; Cambaridae
Source: RefSeq, a predicted model, not a curated record
UGUGGAAUGGAGCGGGGAAAUCUCGGGAAUUCCACCAUUCUCUAUGCCCAUAUAUCCGGAGAUGGCGGAGUAUAAGUCUCGUUUGGUAUCAUUUGGAAUUAUCUGGCCUGAUAUGUGUGGGCAGUCUCCAGCAGAAUUGUCCCAUGCUGGCUUUUUCUCUUGUGGAGUUGGAGACCAUAUACGAUGCUUUUAUUGUGGUGGUGGACUUGUUAACUUCAUACCUUCGGACGACCCCUGGACGCUCCACGCCCGUUAUUACCCCGACUGCAUCUACUUAAACUUGAAGAAGGAUCGAGCUUUCAUUAAAAAUGCGGUCCCUUUCUCCCCUCCUCGACUGACAAAACCCAUUGACGAAACACUGAUUAACGCGCUCCUGCAUGGACUUGAUUAUUUCAAUGGACUCGCUGCUACAGUGAGAUUUCCAUACAUCGCCCUGCGAGCUGCGCUAAGAGAAUACCUCAAGAUUAAAAAUGAUAUAUUACCUCUCCUUGGCGAAUCUAACUGUGAAGAGGUGUUGUUAUGGUUUUUAGAUCGAGUGGAUGAAAGUGAGGACACAGAUGCGGUAACUGAAUCUCCCUUAGAAGUAUUAUCGUCCCAAGGUGUUAUUUUCCCCCGCCCAGUUCCCCCAGUAGUGGAGGUAGAUGAACGUGUGGAUGUUGUUGUUGCGGAAGAGAAUGCAAUGCCUGGUGUAGCUAGGUUUUAUUGCAAGCGGGGUGAGUAUCCAGAUCACUUGACUAUGAGUGAAGGUCUUGAUGAUGCGGUGUUUGCCGCUAUUUCUCUCUCAGAGGAUAACCCCGCUACUCAGACCGAAAAUGAUUUGAAUGUAGAAGCCUUACUGGAUGAGCGUAUAAUGCUUACAGAUAGCCAACAACGGGGAUUGCUUACAGAUAUUGAUAUGAAUAUUUUCCUCAACCCCCAACUUAGUUCACUCCAAGGAACGUCUACAAACCUUGACCCUAAACCCAGUUCACACCCCUCCUCCUCCACAACCCACAACUCUAAACUAAGUUCACACAAAGCCACAUCUCGGGCUAGAGGUCGUGAUGAGUGUAACACCAUGACUCAGACGGUGAUAAUGAUGACGAAAACUUUACCCCUCUGCGAAGGAUACGAGUUGGGGACGAUCUUAAUAGAUCCAGCUAUAUUGAUACCACCAGUGACAGUGAUACCGAGGUUGAGCAUGAAAUAA